Molecule: messenger RNA, 1032 nt
Organism: Penicillium paradoxum
Lineage: Eukaryota; Fungi; Ascomycota; Eurotiomycetes; Eurotiales; Aspergillaceae
Product: RING finger domain protein
Exons: 2
Coding region: 1-1032 (343 amino acids)
Biological process (GO): protein monoubiquitination; protein polyubiquitination
Molecular function (GO): ubiquitin protein ligase activity
Source: RefSeq, a predicted model, not a curated record
AUGGAUGAUGUCGAUUUGCGACAGGAAAUCCUCCAGCGCACUCUCAGGGAGGUAGCUGACGAGGAGAAUGAGGCUGCCAAUCCCUGCGUUAUUUGCCUAGACACUAUCACUGAGCCGUGUGUGGCACAGCCAUGCCACCAUGCGAACUUCGACUUCCUCUGCCUCGUCAGUUGGUUGGAGCAACAGCCUAGAUGUCCGCUAUGCAAGAUUGAACUGACAGCCGUGCAAUACGAGCUCAACGCCCCGCAAGGCCCAAAGCUAUACAAGGUCCCGCCCCCGAGCGCAACAACCCCAACAGUUCCAACUGCAGCUCGGUUGCGCCCAGGCACCCGUUACGGUGCACGAAGAGGACGGCGUCCUUCGCCUCCGCCGCGACCACAGUUAGAUGACCCGCUCGAACGCCGGCGCAAUGUCUAUCGCAACCAAACAUACUCUAUGCGAGUCGGAUCCAAUCGACUCUCUCAAUACCGAGAACUGACGCCAGAGUUAUUCGGUCGGGACGAGGAGCUAGUUUCGCGCGCUCGGAAAUGGAUCCGUCGCGAGCUCCGAGUCUUCUCUUUCCUGAAUCCGGAGCCGGAGCAAGAAGAGAGAACAUCUCACCAGGUUUCACGGCCUGGACAUCAACGGCUACAGAACCGCAGGGCAAACAAUGCCGAAUUUUUGCUGGAAUACAUCAUCGCUAUCUUGCGCACGGUUGAUCUCAAGGGGAGUGCCGGACAAGCGGAGGAGCUGUUGCGCGAGUUCAUCGGACGAGAUAAUGCCUGCCUCUUUCUCCAUGAAUUACAGGCAUGGCUGAGGAGCCCCUAUACUUCCCUGGAAGACUGGGACCGUCAUGUUCAAUACUCCGUUACUCCGCGGAAUACAUCUGACGGAGGGUAUAGGACUCCUGAUGGUCCGGACCGAAGGCCGACCCCUGUGAGCAAUCGGAGUAGGCCACAGAGAGCCCGGAGACCAUACAGGUCCAGGUCGCAGGAGGCGCUUGAUCGCUCAAGGCGGCUGCAACAGGCUCAACAGCGAUAUAAUCCAUAUUAG